This is a messenger RNA of Phacochoerus africanus (Common warthog), 2838 nucleotides long. It is a transcript of the gene SPARCL1, whose product is annotated as SPARC like 1. Gene Ontology annotation, biological process: anatomical structure development; signal transduction. NCBI's taxonomy places the organism in Eukaryota, Metazoa, Chordata, Mammalia, Artiodactyla, Suidae. The transcript has 11 exons. Bases 437 to 2425 code for a protein of 662 amino acids. The record is from RefSeq and is a predicted model, not a curated record. Gene Ontology annotation, molecular function: calcium ion binding; collagen binding; protein binding.
GUUAUAAGCCUCUGAGAACAAGCGCCUGAGAAGAGAACUGUUAACCCCAUUCUCUCGGGCAGAAGGAGCUCUUUCCCUGUGGGUCUGCACAGCCUGGAAAGCUCAUCACGCCCUCGCCUCGGAGUAAGAGGCUAGCCCGCUGGAGAACUGCAGGAAUCUGCAACAAAAACGAUGACAGCCUGAAAUACGUCCCAGGGCCAACCUCCAAAUUCAUCUGUCACCUCAGACCCUGACUAGUUGACAGAGCAGCAGAAUUUCAACUCCAAUAGACCUGAAUGUGUUUCUGGGCAAAGAAGCAGAGCUAACGAGGAAAGAGAUAUAUAGAGUAUUGGGUAUUUGUCAAACUUUUAUUUUCUAGCUGUGUGCAAAGAGAAGAUUCAACUUCAAAUUCCUGCCAAGGCUCUGGGUCCAGCCACCUACCUGAAGGGCUAGAAAGAUGAAGACUCUGCUUUUUUUCCUGUACAUUUUGGGAACGGCAGCUGCAGUCCCGACACAAGCCAGGUUCCCAUCUGGUCAUUCCAACCCAACUGCUGCUUCCUUAAGUUCCUUCCAGCAGGCUGAAACGUUGGUAACAGCGGAGCAGACUGCAACCCCCACUGGAAGGGUUGAAGAUGCAGAAAAUGAAAAGGAACCAGCAGUGUCCCUAGAAGAGCAUCCCCAUCAUAAGGCUGAAAAAUCUUCAGUACUAAAGUCAAAGGAGGAAGACCAUGAAGAGUCAGCAGACCAGGACCAGAGUUACAGCCAAAACCUGGGAUCACAGGAGCAAGAGAAAAGUGAAAGAGACUUAAUUGAGAACUCCGAGUAUAUGCCAACUGAAGGUACAUUGGACCUAAAAGAAGAUAUGACUGAACCUCAAAAGGAAAAAUUCCCAGAGAACAUUGAUUCCCUUGGUCAUGAUGACAGUUCCAUUGUAGAUUCUAACCAACGAGAAAGUAUCACAAAAGCAGAGGAAAACCAAGACUCACAUCCUCAGUUGAACAGGAGCAGUAAACAUAGCCCAGAUCUACGUGACCAAGGAAACCAAGAGCAGGAUCCAGAUAUUCCAACUGGAAAAGAGGAAGGGGAAAAAGAGCCACAUGAAGUCGAUACCCUCAAUGACAACCAAGAAGAGGAGAGAGAAGUGCUCCAGGAGCAGUCUAACAGCAAGCAGGAAGAAGACAGUACCCGAUCAGAUGACAUCUUGGAAGAGUCUUACCAGCCAACUCAAGCAAGCACAAUGCAGAAAGAUGAAUUUGAGCAGGGUAAUCAAGGACGAGAAGAGGAAAAUGCCAAUGCAGAAACGGAAGAGGAAACUGCCUCAAAAAUCACUAAGCCCAAUCAAGAAAGAGAAUGGCAGAGCCCAGAAGGAAAGCCUGGCCUUGAAGUUAUCAGCAACCAUGAGGAGAUGGAUGAAAAGACCCUUUCUAAGCCUUUGCUGGUGGCGCCUACUGAUGAUGAUAACAUCAUGCCCAGAAAUCACGGGGCCGAUGGUGACGGCGAUGGUGAUGAUGAACACAACGCAAGUGAGGCCUCCUUCAACCCAAGUGAGGCUUUUCUGGAGCGUGAAAGAGCUCCAUCCAGUUACUACCACAUCAAAUAUGAGGAGCAAAGAGAAAAAGCACAUGAGAGUGAGAAUGUAGAUACCAGCGAAGCUGCAGAAAACCAAGGGGCCAAGAAAGCAGAGGGCUCACCAAAUGAAGAUGACAAUUCAACUGAAGGCACCACGAGGGUGCACAGUGUUGAUUCUUGCAUGAGCUUCCAGUGUAAAAGAGGACACAUCUGCAAGGCUGAUCAACAGGGAAAACCCCACUGUGUUUGCCAAGACACAGUGACAUGUCCUCCUACAAAACUCCUUGACCAAGUUUGUGGCACUGACAAUCAGACCUAUGCCAGCUCCUGUCAUCUCUUUGCUACCAAGUGCAGACUGGAGGGGACGAAAAAGGGGCACCAACUGCAGCUGGAUUACUUUGGAGCCUGCAAAUCUAUUCCUGCUUGUACGGACUUUGAAGUGACCCAGUUUCCUCUAAGGAUGAGAGACUGGCUCAAGAAUAUCCUCAUGCAGCUUUAUGAGCCUAACCCUGAACAUGCUGGAUAUCUAAAUGAGAAGCAGAGAAAUAAAGUCAAGAAAAUUUACCUGGAUGAAAAGAGACUCUUGGCUGGGGACCAUUCCAUCGACCUUCUCUUAAGGGACUUUAAGAAAAACUACCACAUGUAUGUGUAUCCCGUGCACUGGCAGUUUAGUGAGCUUGACCAACAUCCGCGGGACAGAGUCCUGACCCACUCUGAGCUCGCUCCUUUGCGAGCAUCGCUGGUGCCCAUGGAACACUGCAUAACACGCUUCUUUGGAGAGUGUGACCCCAACAAGGAUAAGCACAUCACCCUGAAGGAGUGGGGCCGCUGCUUUGAAAUUAAAGAAGAAGACAUAGAUGAAAAUCUCCUGUUUUGAAUUAAGAUUUGAAAGAACUCAAACUUUUCUGCAUCCUCCUGUUUUGAUCACUUCUCAAGCAUAUGCAACGUGAUACUUAUAGAUUUAUAUUUAGCAAAAUGCUUGCAUGUCUAAGAAGACAAUGAGAGUAACUGCUUGAUAACAGUAUGUACACCAGGCAUUUAACAUUAACUUUGGAAAUAAAACGUUUAAAUUAAGUAAAGUCAGUAUUUGCAAAAUAUUAUACACUGUGAACAGUUUAACUCUUCACUCCCUGCACCCAUUCACAAAAUACUUAGAUUAUAACACUCAAAAAAAAAAACAUUCAUUUUGUCCAUAAUAUCAUGUGCACUUCAAAAAAGUGAAAUAAUGUUCCUUGUUGCUGAUGUGUUUUCAAUAUCUUAAUAUUCUAAUAAAAUCUAUAAAAAUCUAAA